Molecule: messenger RNA, 3849 nt
Organism: Lytechinus pictus (painted urchin)
Lineage: Eukaryota; Metazoa; Echinodermata; Echinoidea; Temnopleuroida; Toxopneustidae
Product: small integral membrane protein 8-like
Exons: 3
Coding region: 159-461 (100 amino acids)
Source: RefSeq, a predicted model, not a curated record
UUCAAGAAAUUCGUCUGCUAACUCACGCGAACAUGGCGAGGCAACCAGGUUUCUUUUGAUGAAAUAAUAGUGCCAGUGCAACUUUUGCUAGAUUUGGCAACACAGGUAAUCAAAAUUUUACAGGAUUUUCGAACGUCGAAAACCAAAAACGCAAACUGAUGGCAGAUGGAAAGGAACCUCUAGAUAAAGCAGGAGAAAAGACUGGUGGGGUCAGGGCAGGAGCUGGAGAAGGCAUCCGGAGUAUAAGAUCGACAUCAUUAUUCAGAGCAGUCAAUUUUGAACUGUAUGCAAAACCUAACAAAUGGGUUAUGGGAUUCGGUCUGGCUGCCCUUACCAGCUGUGUGGUGUACAUCGCCUAUCUCAAUGCACAGAAGGAGAACCAGAGAGACAGGGACAUGUAUGAACAAUACCAAGCUGACGGCACGACGAUAAUGAGACCAAGAAAUUCCAAAUGGGACUGAUAAUAUAUAUAUAUAUAUAUAUAUGGUUCAAUUUUACUGAGAGGGGAUGAGGAGAGGUCAGUUGACUGUGUGAUUUUGGAACUGUCAACUCUUUGGAAGAUCUAGGAGAUUUAGCCAGUUUUGAAGAUUCAACCUAUGCUUGGUCAUGUGGAUUAAGUCAUUUUCACCAAACGUUGAGAACCUAACAAAGCAAAGCCUAUCCUAGCUCCUGGGCAGUAUCGUGCACCAGUUCCCUGUUUGUUGGUGUUAUGGAACACCAAUCCAAGUGGUGACCCUACUGCUCAGGGGGGGUGAACUAUUGUUUCAUCCCCCCAAACAGUAUGACGACGUCAUUUGAUUUACGCCCAUGGUUUACUGCAUUCAUCUAUCAAAGGCACAAUAUCUGUCAAACAGAUGGAACUUCGAGGUAAUCACAAGAGUAGGAUAAAAUAAUGAUACCUGUGUCAUUCAUCUUUUUCAUUUCAUUUAUUUCCAUUUCUGGUAAAAAACAUUCAAAUACAAUCAUAUAUUUACAAAAAGAAAACAUAUGAAUAUAAAUACCAAGAAUAUGGGGGAGCCAGCAGAGGCCAUUAGCCUUUCAAAGGCUGGGCUCCAAUGCCAUAUUGAAACAUACAUAAUAUAGAGAGAGAAGGCGGGGGGGGGGGUACAUUUAUGUCUGGAUCGUGAUGGGUAAAUUAUAUAGAACUUAAAAUUCCUUCAUGAGAUGCAUUUUAUACUUUCAUUUAAAUGAGGCAAUAGAUGGGGACAUUUUUAUAUUAACAGGUAUUGCAUUCCAAGUAAUUGCUCCAGAAUAUUUUACCGAUUUAUGUGAAGUUUGAUAUUUCAACAGAGGAAUAAACAUAUUAUAAGCAUGUCUUGUAUUAAGUGUAUGAACAUCCUUCGUCAUUUUAAACAUAUCAUAAAAAAUAUGGGGAAGCAAGUUUUUAUUAUACAUGUACAUAAAUGAUCCAACUUGCAGUUCAUGUAUUUAAAAUAUAGUUAGCAUAUUAAAUUUUCUAAAAAGAGGUCCAGAUGGAGUUCUCGGAUGAGAGUUUGUAUUUGCACAUAGUGCUCUUUUUUGUAAAACAUACAAUUUAUUUAGAAGAAUUUUAGCACAAUGCCCCCAAGUAAUACAGAUGGGGAAGGAUAAUAGCAUUAUAUAUAUUAAUCAAUAUCUUCAAAGGAACAAAGUGUCUUAUUUUGUAUAAUAUACCAAUUGCACAUGAGAUCUUCCUCAGGAUGAUAUUAAUAUGUGGAGUCCAAGUAAGAUUUUCAUCAAUUGUCACUCCAAGAAAUGUGGUGUUUGAUACCUAUUGUAUAUUAAAAUUAUUGAUUGCAACAUCAUCGCAGAUUUGUUCAGAGAGUUUUUUAUUUUUUGGUUUGAAUAUCAUAUAAUUAGUUUUUUGAGAGUUAAGUAAUUUAUUAGCCAAAAACCCAUCUCCAAUUUUGGUAGUUCCGAAGUAAUUAUAUUAGAUAUUUCAUGGACAUUUUUACCUGAUACAAAAAGGUUUGUGUCAUCUGCGAAUGUGAUUGGACGAAAGUUUGGGGUUACAUAUUGCAUAUCAUUAACAUAUAAUAGAAAAAAUAACGGGCCUAAAAUGGAUCCUUGCGGAACUCCUGCAUUAAGUGUUAGCAAUCUAGAAUUAAUACCAUCUAUACAUACAAAUCGUUUUCUAUUAUAUAAAAAACUCUGUAUCAUUGCUAAAGAAAUUCCUCUAAACCCAUAAAAUUGCAACUUCCGUAAUAAAAUAUGGUGAUUUAUUGAGUCGAACGCUUUCGACAAAUCCAGAAAUAUUCCAAUACUAAUAUUCUUAUUUUCAAAAGCUGUAUUAAUAUAAUUAAUAAAUUCAAGUAGGGCCAUAGAUGUAGAGUGGCCAGAAUAAAAACCGAACUGUCUAUUGUAUAAAAUAUUAUAUUUAGAUAUAUAAGAUAUUAUCUUUGCAUACAUCAAUUUUUCAAAUAAUUUAUCAAAAACUGAAAGUAGGGACACAGGACGAUAAUUUGUACAUAAAGACUUGUCCCCCUUCUUGUAUAUAGGUAAGACUUUAGAAAUCUUUAAAGCAUCUGGAAAACAUCCUGUUUUUAUUGAAGUAUUGAAAAUAUGAGUUAAAACUGGUGCUACAAUGUGUAUACAUUGUUUUAAAACCUUGGUAUCUAUAUCAUCAUAACCCGGACUUUUUCCUUCUUUUAAUUUCAAUACCAUGUCUAUCACCUCAGAUUCUUUUAUACAUGUGAAAAAUAAGGAUUGUGGGUAAUCACCAGUCAUAUAUAUAACAGGGUCUGUCAAAGUAUGAGGCAUAUUAUUUAUAACCUUCGUACCAAUGGAAACAAAAUAUUUGUUGAAAACUUCCAAAACUUCUUAUGGUUCUUCAAUAGUUCCCCCAUCUUUUACCAGAAUUGGACAUUCAACUUUCUUUUGUUGUUUCAAUAUGUUAUUUAUAACACGCCAUGUUCCUUUCAAAUAAUUUCUUUUGUUGUAAAAUUUCUUUUGAUAAUAGUCUCGUUUGGCAUUUCUUAUGGCAUUAUUUACAAUAUUCCUUUGCUUCUUGUAUGCGUUUUUUCUAUAAUCGGUGGGAUUCUUUAUAAAUUUAUGGUAUAAGGAAUUUUUCUUACGACAAUCCAAGGUGUACUAUAAAAAACGUUGAUUCCCCUCAUGUGUCAAAGUGGAGUCUAGGAUUAUCCUCAGAUGUACAUACAUAAUGACAAUGCAAAAUGAUAUCAGAUGCAGUGAUGAUAUGUUGGGAGGUUUGAUUAAGGUGAAUAGUGAUCUUUGGUUGAUUACUGGAUUGGUCAUUGCAUCACUGGUUCAAUUCAAAACAUUCAAAACAAUUAAACAAUCAGGCAAAAAUUUACAAAUGAAGUUAUAUUAUUCAAGUCAUUGGUAAUUAUUCUCAUACAUGUACCAUUGACUGAGUAAAUCAAUAUGUUGGACAUAAUAUUAUUGAGUACCUGUUGCCAAAUUUUUCCACACGAACAAGAUAUUUUAACCCAUAAUUAUUUUUAAAAAAUAUAUAUAAUUUUAAAUGAAAUAACAAAAACGAAAUAAGACAUAGUAUUAAUAUGAAUGAAUUUCAAUUCAUUCUUUAGUAAGGAAAAGUAAGAAAUAUCAGCCAUUGGAACGCCAGGGACAGAUCAUUAUCAUUGACAUUGAAAAUGAAGAAGGAAGUUUGGAAUAAUUUCUUAAUUUUGCUAUAGAAUCCAGUCAAAUAAUGCUUGCAUUUUAUAGCACUGUUCAGUUUGCUUGUGGAAUAACUAGAACAUAUGGUAUCAAGUAUUCUCAGGUUUGAACCUUAUUCAUAGGAUGGUCUAAACUUUGUGGAUUUGGGCCUUAAACUUUAAAGGACACACAAACAAGUUUACCAACUAAACAAAACUAUUUUGUUUGAUUAAAGUCUUGAAGAAUAAUUUA